Messenger RNA from Ziziphus jujuba (common jujube), 531 nucleotides. Its product is annotated as protein FAR-RED IMPAIRED RESPONSE 1-like. The transcript is spliced from 2 exons. Lineage: Eukaryota; Viridiplantae; Streptophyta; Magnoliopsida; Rosales; Rhamnaceae. Gene Ontology annotation, biological process: regulation of DNA-templated transcription. Bases 1 to 531 code for a protein of 176 amino acids. The record is from RefSeq and is a predicted model, not a curated record.
AUGAUAUUUGCACCUUUAAUUGGGGUUUACAAUCAUGGUCAAAUAGUGAUAUUUGCAUGUGCAUUCUUAAGCGAUGAAAGAACUGAAUCUUUUGUUUGGUUAUUUGAGUUAUUAAAGAAGAGCAUGCCUGCAAAAACCCCAAAGAUGAUUAUCACCGAUCAAGAUCCUACAAUGACAAAGGCUGUAGCUCAGAGUUUACCGAAUACAUUCCAUAGGUAUUGUAGUUGGCACAUACUUGAGAAGUUUUCUAUAUAUUUAAAUACAAUCACUUACAGAGAUUUUUACAAGGAUUUCAAAUACUGCAUUUGGGAAUCAGAACGUCCGGAAGAGUUUGAAAGAAAAUGGGCUUCUAUCAUCAAAAAUGAAAACCUACAUGACAAUGAAUGGUUAAAGUCAAUAUUUGAACUACGUUCAAGAUGGGUGCCGGCAUAUGUUAAUCAUGUAUUUUCAGUUGGAAUGUCAAGCAGCCAACGUGUAGAAAGCUCUCAUGCAUUUUCAAGAGCCAUUGGAAAUGGAGAAGCAAAUGACUGA